Mercurialis annua (annual mercury) is the source of this 722-nucleotide messenger RNA. RefSeq names its product MLP-like protein 31. The transcript is spliced from 2 exons. The record is from RefSeq and is a predicted model, not a curated record. Bases 49 to 498 code for a protein of 149 amino acids. NCBI's taxonomy places the organism in Eukaryota, Viridiplantae, Streptophyta, Magnoliopsida, Malpighiales, Euphorbiaceae. Gene Ontology annotation, biological process: defense response.
UUUCUCCACACCCAUCAAUUGCAGAUUUCUAAUCUAAAAAGAAGAAAAAUGGCUCUCUCUGGUAAGAUGGAAGCUGAUGUAGAAAUAAAAGCAUCUGCUCAAAUAUUUCAUGAUUUAUUGGGUGGCAGACCACACCAUAUGCCUAACGCUACUGAAAAAUUGCAAAGCUGUGAAUUGCAUGAAGGCGAAUUUGGCAAACAUGGCUCUGUUGUCUACUGGAAUUACGUCCAUGAAGGAGUACCUAAGGUGGCAAAGGAAUUAGUAGAAUUAGAUGAUGCGAACUUGACCACUACUUACACAGUGACCGAAGGAGACCUUAUGAAGGAAUACAAGGCUUUCAAAUUUAUUGCUAAGGCUACACCUAAGGCUGAGGGCUGCACUGUUCAUUGGACCAUUGAAUAUGAGAAGCUGAAUGAAAAUAUUCCUGAACCUCAUUCUAUGCUUGAAUUUGCGGUCCAUCUUUCCAAAGACCUCGAUGAACAUCUGGCCAAAGCUUAGGCUUCCACUCUGAAGAAUCGGUUAAGCAUAUUAUAACUAGAAUAAACUGUGCGCUAGCUGUUAUCUGCUGCUCGAUUGCACACUCGCGAGUAUCGUUGUAUUGAAUAUUUUAGUACGUGUUUGUGGGUAUUUUUAUGUACCAAUAUCUUAAUGUUGUGAUGUUUUAAUAAAAUCCGUUCUGUGUGUUCGUAUAUUGAAAAGUAAUUUUCUGUAUUUGUUUUGAA